Messenger RNA from Pseudomassariella vexata, 910 nucleotides. RefSeq lists its product as uncharacterized. The coding region runs from base 254 to 910 and encodes 218 amino acids. The record is from RefSeq and is a predicted model, not a curated record. NCBI's taxonomy places the organism in Eukaryota, Fungi, Ascomycota, Sordariomycetes, Amphisphaeriales, Pseudomassariaceae. The transcript has a single exon.
CAUUGGUCUUGAAGCCCCAAACCAGAAAAUAUAUAUCAUUGCGAUGGAUCAUGUUGUGACCCGGCAUCUAGUAUCAUAACUCAGCCCCAACUGCUCGCUCGCUCGCUUUUCGGAGACACACUUGACCCAAUCAAGCGAUUACUUCUCAGUCAGCAGCGGCUAUCAUAUCAGAGCGAAGAGCAAAACUCGACCGUAUUGACCAGGCAACCGAUCCUUUGCUUGAAAAGUAGUCAAAGUCUUCUGUCUACUGUAUAUGUUGAAUGUAAUCGUCAUGAUGGAGCUUCUUGACGACAUAAUUUACUACAGCUGCGGCCUGGUCUUCUUCCUCCACUCCGUCACCGCAAUCCUGAUCGUCACCCAUGGCCAUUGCACCGUCUAUGCGGCGAGCUUCGUCAUUGCCUGCGCCAUGUGGCUCGUCCUCACUGUGCUGAAUUUGUGGUUCUUCCUGCCGACCGUCAUCCAGGCUGCUGGCGGGAUGCACCUCAAACUCACCCAAACCGGCAACCCCAUCGUCGAUGCCCUGUCCAUAGCUAUAGAAGUGAUAACCAGCGACGCGGCCUGGUACCUCGGUCUCAUGCUAGCAGGCUGGUUCGUCGGCUCCAUGUCGCUCUCGAACGCCCUGACUAUGUGGCAGCGCGAAGGGUGCGAUAUGAUGGAUCCGCAUGUGCACGAGGGGUUCGCGGGCCGACUGGUGGAGUGGGUGUGGAGGGCAGAGGAGUGGGUUGGCAUUGCGGAUGUGGGUGAGAUGGCGUUUUUCGUUGGUCGGGACGGGCUGGAGAGGAGGGAGAAGGGGAGUUGGGUGUUUGCGGUGCCGAGGCGGCUGCAUGGGUGUUAUUUGGGGAUUGUUUGUCAGCCGGUGAGGUUGGAGGAGUGGAGCGAGGAGGCGGGAUACCUGGAGGAAAAGCCGUGA